GAGAGCUGUGAUUGGUCAUAGCUUGUCACAUGGUACAUGGCUGUUGUGAAUAGCCUCGUACCAUGUGACCUCUGUGAUCAUUCACAGAUUUCACACGUAGUAAGCAAUGAUGUCAGAAGUGACAUCUUUCUUACUACUAUUCAUGUGAUCACUGAUUGGCCAAUCAGUGAUCACAUGAUCGGGACCUCACACAGAGGUCCUGUACAGCGAUCAGUGUUCCGCUGUGUCUGGAGGACACAACGGCCGGACGGGAGGAAGGAGAUGCUGCCGAGGGAAAGCGCACAGGCUAAAGUCGCGGGCACCAUUUAUGAACAGCAACCCAUCCUGCACUGCUCCCGUCCAGCCGUUUAUAUACAUGGGCCGGAGGGGAAGUGGUUAAAG
Staurois parvus is the source of this 381-nucleotide messenger RNA. Lineage: Eukaryota; Metazoa; Chordata; Amphibia; Anura; Ranidae. The record is from the annotation of a GenBank genome assembly.